CACCGAUGCUAUGGCUGUGGGCCUCGUGCGCGGUGUCUCGAUCUUCGUCCUCUCUCUCUCUGACCUUUCAUCGGUGGCCUCUUCUCGUUUUUCUCUGUCUCUCUCUGUCUUCAUUUCUCUUUAGCAUAUAUAACUCUCUAUCAUCUUUAUACUCUCGAGAAAACUGUCUCCUUCUUCUGCCACUCGCCUAAUCGCCCACCCGGCUCUUUUUCCUGCCCUUCAGAGACCCGUCUCCUCGCGCGACGCUUAGACCGCACCCAGAGAGAGAGAUAGACGUAUUAACCUCCGUAUCUUAUCCGGAACUCUAGCUCAAUUCACGCUCGCCCGGUAUUUCCUUUAGCUUUCUCCUUACAAUCAUGAAUCUGACUCAAGUGGGGCUUGUGCCAACAGCUGUAUAUUCAUCACCUAUUCUCUCGACCCACCUGUGCUUCCGUCUGAAACCUUCAGCUGAUACCUACCUGUCUUUUGGAACACAUCAUUUGCAUCGAAAUGGCCACUGCCCCUGCUCCCAAUAACCGUGCCGCCCUCCUCGCAGGUCUCCGCACAGGAGGUGUCCGCUCCGUCUCUGGCCCAGUCGGAAAUGUGCCGCAUACCGCUGCUCCAGCCGGCAUGUUCAACAUUCCUCGCUACUCUCCGCCUCUUCAUAGCGACGCUUUCCCUGACGAAGAAGAGGAGCUCGCCGAUAUGGUCUCGUCGAACCUGUAUGUCCAUAACAACGUGAACCACAUGCAGCAGCAUCCCAUGACCGCUGCCGUCGACGGCGCGGCCAAUCGCUUUUCUCAACAGCAGAUGAUGGGCAUGAAUAGUGGUAACUUUAUGGAUCCGCAGGUGCAAAUGCAGGCCUUGCAGCUGCAGAUGAUGCAAAUGGAGAUAGCGCGCCUGCAGGUACGUUGUGUUUAGUU
This is a messenger RNA of Phanerochaete carnosa HHB-10118-sp, 902 nucleotides long. RefSeq lists its product as uncharacterized. Lineage: Eukaryota; Fungi; Basidiomycota; Agaricomycetes; Polyporales; Phanerochaetaceae. The record is from RefSeq and is a predicted model, not a curated record. The coding region runs from base 490 to 900 and encodes 136 amino acids. The transcript has a single exon.